Labeo rohita (rohu) is the source of this 3072-nucleotide messenger RNA. RefSeq names its product kinase suppressor of ras 1a (gene ksr1a). Gene Ontology annotation, molecular function: ATP binding; protein kinase activity. Lineage: Eukaryota; Metazoa; Chordata; Actinopteri; Cypriniformes; Cyprinidae. The transcript has 18 exons. Bases 225 to 3047 code for a protein of 940 amino acids. The record is from RefSeq and is a predicted model, not a curated record. Gene Ontology annotation, biological process: protein phosphorylation.
GCGGAGACUCACAGCAGAACGCGCAGCUCGCACGACGCGCUUCCACAGCGCAGUUGGAUUUGGGAUUACCUCAAACCACAUCUCCCUUGUGGAUCCCAGUAUAGACCACAUCUAUUGUCCGCUCGGACAGUCUGAUGGCAUGCGUCUGUAGUAGUGCAUGUGGAUUGAAUUAUUAUUUGUAGUUGCACUCAUCUCUCCAUCCACGGCGUGCCCGAUGCAGUGGGAUGGAUGGUGUUAGAGUGGGGCUGAUGAUGGUGGAGGAGAGUGAUGAACAGAGGGACAGCAGCAGCAGCAGCAGCGGCGGCGGCGGCGGUGGUGGCGCAGCGAUGGCCGCGCUACACCAGUGUGAACUGAUCCAGAACAUGAUCGACAUCUCCAUCUCCAGUUUACAAGGGCUCCGGACCAAAUGCGCGGCGUCCAACGAUCUCACGCAGCAGGAGAUCCGCACUUUAGAGGUCAAGCUCAUGAAGUACAUCUGUAAACAGCUGCAGUGUAAGCAGAAGGUGCCAGACACAGAAAGGCCGUCGGCCCUGAACAGCUACCCACGGCUGGAGGACUGGUUACGCACCAUCAACGUCAGACCUGCGCUCCUAGAGGCAGUGAACGUGAAGCUGUCAUUGGAUGCUCUGCUGCAGAUGCCUGGCAGUCAGGUGAAGGAAACCAUGAGAAGGCUGGGCUCCAGUUCAGAGGACUGCACCAGGCUGUGUGCUGCCCUCAACUGUUUAAAGAGUGCCUCAGAGUCUGGGGAGUUUAAAGAGGAUAGCGGUUGUUGGUUCUCUGAGCCUAUGAGGCGGGAUAGUGGUGGCUUGACUCCAGUGGACCAGAUUCCGUUACUAGGAGGUUCCAUGCGCCCCCACAGCCCUUCCCCUCUGGCCCGGCCCAUGACCACGCCCUCCACCCCUUCCACACCCCUCACUACCUGCCCGUACCCUCGCUACAUCCUGUCGCCUGGCGAGGCUCACAUUUACCACGGUUACGCAGAGAGUCUGACCGACCCCAGCCCGUAUUACACCUCCCGUCCCGUCAGACUCCACGGACACACCUCGACUCCGCCCAUAACCCCGCCCUCCCGGAGGAGACACCGCCUCAAGCCUCCCUGCACACCUCCUCCACCGUCUCGCAAAGUUCUGCAUCUUCUCCCCAACAUCACGCUGACCCGCAGCAAGAGUCACGAGAGUCAGCUCGGCCACCGCAUCGAAGAUACGCCCACUAACAAGUGUGUGAAGAAAAACAAGCUGUUUCUAAACGUCCAGAUUAAUGGGAACGGUUGUGAGGACUCUCCAUCACGCUCGCCCACUCUCUCCGCACGGACCCCUGGGGCAGCACCGGCCACGGCCCCGUACACUUUGCCAGGCACUCCCACACUACAGGAGGAGCACAUCGGCCUGAGGAAUAAUGUUACCGUCCAUCGCAGUUCACCUCAGGCUCUGCGGAGAGACAUCGGGCUGGCUGUCACUCACAGGUUUUCUACAAAGUCUUGGCUCUCUCAGACAUGUCAAGUGUGCCAGAAAAACAUGAUCUUUGGGGUGAAAUGCAAACACUGCAGGUUAAAGUGUCACAACAAAUGCACUAAAGAAGCUCCACCCUGCAGAAUCUCUUUCCUGCCCAUCACAAAGAUUCGUAGGACUGAGUCUGUACCAUCAGACAUUAACAACCCCGUGGACCGUCCGCCUGAAGCGCCGCAGUUUGGGACGCUACCGAAGGCAAUAACAAAGAAGGAUCAACCACCGGUGCUGAAUCAGCUGGACUCUAGCAGUAAUCCAUCCUCCACCACUUCCUCUACACCUUCAUCUCCCGCCCCCUUCCAGCAGAGCAAUCCUCCAAGUGUAACCCCGCCCCCAAACCCCUCCCCAAAGGGUCACCGUGACAACCGUUUCCACUUUCCAGCUGCCUGUUAUUUUCAGCACCGACAGCAGUUCAUCUUCCCUGAUGUGUGCAGUUCCAGCAUCCUGCAUUCAGAUGGACUUCCAGACACAGUUAACGAAAUCGAUCCAUCAGUGGAGGAGAUGCAUGCGGAACAAGACGAGGAAGACGACAGAGAGGAACUAGAGGAAGAAGAAGAAGAGGAAAUCGAUCCAGAGGAAGAAGAUGUAGCAGUGGAGGAGGAAGACGAAGAGGAAGACCUGGAGGACGAAGAUGAGGAGGAUAUGGAAGAGCUGCACCACGGCUCAGAAGGAGAGUGUGAAGGAGACGAGCUGGAUGACCUGCCCAGCACACGAGGAGGAACCCACUGGAAGGGUCCCAUCUCCCGCAAGGCCAGCCAGACCAGCGUCUACCUGCAAGAAUGGGACAUUCCCUUCGAGCAGCUGGAUCUCGGAGAGCUCAUCGGGAAGGGUCGCUGGGGUCGGGUCCAUCGCGGCCGCUGGCACGGAGAGGUGGCCAUCCGACUCCUGGAGAUCGACGGAAACAACCAGGACCACCUGAAGCUCUUCAAAAAGGAGGUCAUGAAUUACAGGCAGACGCGUCACGAGAACGUCGUCCUCUUCAUGGGAGCUUGCAUGGCUCCGCCUCAUCUCGCUAUCAUUACCAGCUUCUGCAAAGGCCGGACGUUGUAUUCCGUUGUGAGGGACACGAAAAACACGCUGGACAUCAAUAAGACUCGGCAGAUCGCACAGGAGAUUGUGAAGGGAAUGGGCUACCUUCAUGCUAAGGGCAUUGUUCACAAGGACCUUAAAUCGAAAAACGUCUUUCAUGACACAAACAAAGUAGUCAUCACUGACUUUGGCCUUUUUGGGAUCUCUGGAGUGGUUCAGGAGGGCAGACGUGAAAACGAGCUGAAACUUCCUCACGGGUGGAUCUGUUAUUUGGCUCCAGAAAUUGUGCGUAAAAUGAGUCCCGGAAACAAUGAGGACAGACUUCCGUUUUCAAAUGCUGCUGAUGUUUAUGCCUUUGGCACCAUCUGGUACGAGCUGCAGGCGAGAGACUGGCCCAUCACCAAUCAGCCCGUAGAGGCCACCAUCUGGCAGGUGGGCAGUGGAGAGGGCAUCAGGAGGGUCCUGGCAGAGAUCAACUUGGGAAAAGAGGUCACGGUGAGUGCCACGUUUUGAGUCAAUUUAUUAUUUGACACAUGCU